AUGCAGUCUCACCUCACCCGACGAGUGUUCAGGGCAAUCCUCGACAGCGAACCGCUCUGUUUCUCCCAAUGCCAUCGCAAUCGACUGCUGCAUACGAUAUCCCCUGCCCGAGUACGGCCCUCCUUUCCUAGUCUCCACCAUGUGUCACGACGCAGCCUCUUCGCCUUCAACAUAACCCCGACAAACGAGGGAAAGCCGUCAACAUUACCGUCCGAGAAAGGUCUGAAGCCUAUGGCUGACCUGAUGAGGUCGCUGGCAGACAAGAGCAGGGCCCCUCCAAACCAUACUCUUGCCAAGGCAUUCCAAGUUUUCUUUUCGACGCGUGUCGAAACGCCCAGUGUCAUCAAUGGCUUCCAAGCGCGACUCUUGAUCGUCACAUGGAAGCAUCUCAAGGCCGAGCAAAACGAGAUGGACGAAGUGGAUUGGUACAAUGUUUUCUCCACGGAAAACUUGGAAAAGAUGCUUUACGUGCUCUCAGAAUCGCAAUGCCUCCCCGCAUCCCGCGAUGCCAUCCAGAAGAUCGCGCGCUUUGCCUUCCUCGAGCUCUGCGCGGACCAUGGUUUUGGCCCCAAUAAGAUCGGUCGACAGGCACUUCUUCUCUACAUCAAUCUCCUGUCGAUGAAUGGCAACCCCGAAGAGGCCCGUCAUGUCGUGUUGAAGUUUUGGAGUCAGUUGCGCAAGGUCAAGCCGUCGCCCUGGCUCACGGUCCUGAAAGGGUUUGCUCUCAAAGAUGACCGAAGACAACUACGAAAAAUCACCGAGGAAUUUGAGACGCAUGGCAACAAGUUCGAUCAAGCAUCUCAUGAAGAGUUGCUCAAGAUCCUUCUCGAGCAGAACUUGUUUGCGGCGGCACAGACCGUCUACGAAUUUCCGAUCUCUGAAAACUCCCAGCCAUCGGUGGCUGCCAAGGAAGCCAUGAUCAAAUCCGCUGUCCUAAAGUCCGAACUUGACUGGGCGAAACCCAUUGUCGCCUCCCUCCCGCAAGAUUCUACAGCGAAGACACUGGACAUCUCUUUGCUUUGGGAAGCGGCACAGGGCAACAAUGCAUCUGCCCUGGCAGAAAAAACGGAUUCAUGGAUUGUUGCGCAUCCGAAUUUCAAGGAGCAACUGAGCAUUGCCACCGUGAACAAUCUGCUUCAAUAUGCCAAUGCCAUUGAGAAUCCUCAACUGGUCGCUGAUUUUGCAAAGCUGGCCGAUCGUUGGGAUCUUAAGCCGAACAGCCAAACCUACUUGUUGCAGUUGGAAUCUUACGUCCAAGCGGGGGAUGUCGAACAGACGCUGGAUAUUCUGGAGGAGCGGAUCGACCCCAACACCCUGCCCAGCGAGAACCUGCCACUCGCCAACAAACUCGUCACGAUGCUUUGCCUGUCCAAGCAAAAAGAUACUCUUUUCCAGCACAUCUCGUCUCUUCUUGACCCACUUUUUGAGGAAAACGUGCGCCUGUACCCAGAGACUAUCGCGGCUUUGACACGAAUGCUCCUCUAUCGUCACGACUGGGAGGCUGUGUCAGAGCUACUUCGCCCGCGUUUGAGCACGUAUGAUGAUGAAGGAAAGACGCAAAUCCGCAAUGCGCUCGCAGACUUCAUCCUGGAUCUAACCCAGAGCGAUUCAGAUGUGUGGGGAAUGUACAACCUUUUGAAGGUGGCAUUUCCCGAGACGGGCGUCAGCGUGCGAACUGAAAUUAUGGCAACUUUUUUCAAGCGCAAGCGCAGUGAUCUGGGCGUUCUGGUGUUUGGGCACAUGCGCCAGGCGGAGGACCUGUCGCGCAGACCCAAGCCCGAUACAUACGCACGAUGUUUCCAGGGCCUUGCACGCACGCACGAUGAAAGUAAUCUAGAGCUCGUGCAUAACAUGCUCAAGCUUGACCUGGAGGUGGAUCUUAACACGCGAGUCUUGAACAGUCUGAUGCUGGCCUAUGCGGCUUGCGACAUGCCGGAGAAAAGCAUGACGGUGUUCCGGCAGAUUCUCCAGUCAGACGAGGGACCUUCACACAAAACUAUCGCCAUCUUCUUCCGAGCGUGCGAAAAGUACCACAACGGUGCGCAGGAAGCCAUGAAGAUGAUGGCCAAGGUGAAGAAGCUCGAGAUCCCUGUGGAUCGGCAACUCUAUACUGCCUAUAUCGAGGCCAUGGCGGCCCAGUGCGAAUUCGAGCUGGCGACCGAGGCUAUCGACCAGAUGCAGGCGGAGAUUGGGGCGGCUCCCACCCGCACGACCAUUGGGUUGUUCUAUAAUGCCAUCCCCUACCAAUACUGGAAGGACCAGGUGGAGGAGUGGGCGAGCAAGCAAUAUCCGGUACUGUGGGCGCAACUGGCCGAGACGCGGCGCAGCGAGCAUGAGGAAGGACAGAAGUUCGAUGGGAUUGUCAACGACGUGUGGAUCUAG
Messenger RNA from Penicillium alfredii, 2382 nucleotides. RefSeq lists its product as uncharacterized. The record is from RefSeq and is a predicted model, not a curated record. Bases 1 to 2382 code for a protein of 793 amino acids. Gene Ontology annotation, molecular function: protein binding. The transcript has 2 exons. Lineage: Eukaryota; Fungi; Ascomycota; Eurotiomycetes; Eurotiales; Aspergillaceae.